This is a messenger RNA of Suillus paluster, 1664 nucleotides long. Its product is annotated as programmed cell death protein 2. Gene Ontology annotation, cellular component: cytoplasm. NCBI's taxonomy places the organism in Eukaryota, Fungi, Basidiomycota, Agaricomycetes, Boletales, Suillaceae. The record is from RefSeq and is a predicted model, not a curated record. Bases 224 to 1549 code for a protein of 441 amino acids. Gene Ontology annotation, biological process: maturation of SSU-rRNA. The transcript has 5 exons.
CCAGCUUCAACGUCGAUCACGGUGAGUGCAAGUUCAAAAGCUAUUUUUUCUUUUGGAUGAACUCUUUAGAUGACGAGUCUGAAUCUGUUGUCGUGCGGUUUCCUCAUGACAGCACCUGUGACGAGUCUUUCAAAUUUUACCAUUCAUGCAUAUCUGAAAUUUUUCGCUUUUCUCGUCUAGUUCGUGAAAAUAGAUUUACUGACAAAAAUCUAUAUCACAGAUUAUGCCCUCUGCUGUUGAGGAUGAUUGGUCUGAUUCUGAUGACGAGAUCAGUUCGGAAGUAGAGACGGCGGUUUUGCUAGGCAUCCCUGAUGGCACGGUAGAGAAGGAAACUGAUAUCCAAGAUGCUGCAGUUUCUCGCAUUGGCGGGCAUCCUGCCAUGCUGCCUUCGAGAGAACCAUCGUUCUCUUGCUCUCAAUGCAAGAACUGUUCGUACCCCAUGGAAUUACUUGUACAGGUCUGGUGCCCAUUCGAGGACAGCCCUAUGGAUAGAGCGUUGUAUAUCUGGGGAUGCUCCCGGAGUGCGUGCCAACGGAAGGACGGGAGCCUUCGUGCUUGGCGUGCUCUGAGGUACAAUGUAGAGUACGCUGCAAAGCUUGCGAAAAAGUUGGCGAAGAAGCAAGUACAACAGAAGACCCUUCAACCAGUGAAGGCUGCACCUACAACUAAUCCGUUUUCAAUGCAGGCGGCAUUUACUCCUAGUCUUUUUGGAUUGGGUGAUCAGGUAUUCGGACAGCCAGCUUCCGCGAUUGAAGACGAGCCAGAGGACACAAGUGACACGGAAAGCGUCACGUCCGAAUCUUCUGAACAUUCAUCAAUUAUUGCGGUAGUAUCAGCAACGAUUGAUGAUUCGCCGUGGCGAGCUGCUCCGUCUUUUCCUCCUAUAUACCUCUCGACGAUCUCGGAAUAUUUGCCUCCCCAGCCCAAGACCAAAAUCCCUCAGAGUGCCCACAUAGAUGAUCUUGCUGAUGAUGAUUCUAAAGGCGGAAAGGACGUGAGCUGGGCAUUCGAACCAUACGAGAACUCCUUGGAGGUGGACAGUGUAUUUGAUCGGUUCACGAAGCGGGUGAGCAACACAGGAGAACAAUGUCUCAGAUAUGAGCUGAAAGGGAUCCCCCUACCUUUUUCUUCAGACAAAGUGUUCGACAGAUUAUUCCCUGUCCCUGCUCAGGACCCUCUCCCGGUGACGAAGGCUGCUUUCAAGGUUGUCCCUGCCGUUAGACGUUCGUACAGCACCGCUUCAAUACCUUCGUGCCCGGUGUGCAAGACGGCGCGCGUCUUCGAAUGUCAACUUAUGCCCAACCUGAUCAAUGUCCUGAGGAUCUCGAUCAAGGAUGAUGACGCGCAGGAGUUGACAGACGCACAAAGGAUGAAUGCGGUUCGGGACGUCCUGCAGAAAAAAACUGCGUCUGACAAGCGAGGUAUGGAGUGGGGCACUUGCAUGAUUUUUUCGUGUGAAAAGGACUGUUGCCUUGAUGACCACGAUAGCGACAGGGAAGCUAAGGAGUGUUGGAGAGAAGAAUUUGUUCUCGUUCAGUGGGACGAUUAAAGAAGAUGAUUCAGAAGUGUUGUAUAUCACUGGUAUUUUCCUUUCCAACGUUCGACCCAAGCCUCCUCUUCGGGUCUUUGAGAACAAUAAUUGAAUCAAUGAUCAAGCGUGAUGG